AUGAGUUUCCAUAUGGAAUCAUCAACUACAUUCCGGUUCAGAGACCACCACCAACCGGAGGAUGCAACCGAGUCCGAUACAGGCUCCGAUAUCUCGUCUGUUUCCAGUGACAGAGGUGAAGAACCAGAGAUGGAGUCAAUGACUGGAAAGGGGAUUGGAAGGCUUUGUAUGGAAUUACUGGAAAUAAAAGAAGCUUUUGAUGAGGAUUUUCAUGCCAAUAUCCUUGCUAACUACUCUGCUUUUUUCGGAAUACAUGAGGAGGUAAAAGACAUGGAAAAGGAAUUAAUGCAACUAAAAACCCAUGUUUCAAUGCAAAAAAAGCUUGUAAAAGACCUGAUCAAUGGCUUAUAUCUCAACGUUUUAUCAGAGGAGAUAAUAGAGUCAGCAGAUGAACUUAUAUUUGAUGAAUCAUUUCCUACAAAUGGACUGGAAGUUCAUAUCAGAAAUGUUUCAGAAACACUAGACAUGCUUAUUUCUGAAAACAGAAUGGAUGAGGCCAUAUCGAUUAUAGAAAUGGAGCAAGAAAAUUUACAAAAACUACAUCUUGAAGAUGAAAUUUCAUCAGAUUCAUUAAGUUUAUAUAGCGACGCAAUUUCUGAGCGAAAAACCAUGCUAAUUCUGCAAUUAUCUCUUGUCGCUGAAAAUUCAAGAACAUAUGCUCCAGAACUACAGAAGGCAUUAUUUGGCAUUUGUAGAUUAGGAAACAGUAAUCUAGCAACUAAGUUACUGCUGAAAUAUUACCGCUCUCGUAUUGCUUCAGGAAUACACAAAUUUCAGAGAUCAAACACAUGUUUUCAAGGAUUCCCUACUAAAGAACUAACAAGAUUUGUGUUUUCCAUGAUUUCUCAAGCAGCAAAAGCCUUUGUCAUGCUUUAUGGAGAAACAUCUUCCUAUGCAUCAGAAUUUAAUCAGUGGGUUCAACAAGAAAUCGAGGUCUUUUCCGUUACUUUUACUAAAUUUAUUGAGUCCAUCUCAGAUAUAAGUGGCAGGCUGUCGACAGUAAUAGAAGCUGUGCAAUUUGCUAUGUCAUGUUGCUUGUUACUAGAAACUCAAAGACUGGUGUUGCAGCCAUUGUUGAUCAAGAAUCUUCGAACUUGUAUGGAAGACGUUUUCGUGAAACAUAUUGAUCAUUUCAAGAAAGUUAUCAGCAUAUUUACAGCUAAUGAUUCUUGGGUUUUAGGCAGAUAUCUUGUAUCUGGAAUUUUAAAUGAAGGCUACUCUUAUAUAGUUGUUGGACAACAACCGGAAUAUUGCCUGCUCACAAACAGUGGUCGAAAGUUAGUAACUUUAUUGCAGGCUAUAUCAAAAGAUGUUACUCCUUUAGCUACCUUUCAUAUGGAAAGUUCUGUUCUGACAGGAAUCAGAAACCUCUUCAUGGAGUAUAUAGCCAUCCUUAGAAAAGCCAUAACUUAUGGUGUGAAUGUGUUGGAAAAAGGUGGUUCAGAAGUAAUUCUGGCAGAAUCAGUGCCUCAACAAGUUUCUAUUCUAGCAAAUUUAUCGACACUUGAACAUUUCUUCUCGAGCAGUGUUAGUUACAUUUUUAGAGAAAGAAGGCGGUUCCAUUGGUAUUCAGCAGCAGGAACUUGA
Molecule: messenger RNA, 1587 nt
Organism: Mercurialis annua (annual mercury)
Lineage: Eukaryota; Viridiplantae; Streptophyta; Magnoliopsida; Malpighiales; Euphorbiaceae
Product: exocyst complex component EXO84B-like
Exons: 3
Coding region: 1-1587 (528 amino acids)
Biological process (GO): exocytosis; intracellular protein localization; Golgi to plasma membrane transport
Cellular component (GO): exocyst
Source: RefSeq, a predicted model, not a curated record